This is a messenger RNA of Ornithodoros turicata, 2836 nucleotides long. RefSeq lists its product as uncharacterized. The coding region runs from base 1 to 2610 and encodes 869 amino acids. Gene Ontology annotation, biological process: DNA integration; DNA recombination. Gene Ontology annotation, molecular function: DNA binding. The transcript has 2 exons. The record is from RefSeq and is a predicted model, not a curated record. Lineage: Eukaryota; Metazoa; Arthropoda; Arachnida; Ixodida; Argasidae.
AUGGAAUUACGCCUCAAAGGGGCUCUAUCCCCCUUACCCGUACAAAACGCUCGCUUUGUGUCCCCCUUCUUUCUAGUUCCCAAGAAGGACUCGAGUUUGCGACCCAUUUUGAACCUGAGAGAGCUGAACAAAUCUAUGAUCCACGAACAUUUCAAAAUGGAGGGUUGGGACACUGUAAAGGGCCUGCUUCUUCAAGGGGAUUUCCUAGCACGCAUCGAUCUGAAGGAUGCAUAUUUGUCCAUCCCGAUAGCGGAGUCCGAUCGUCCCUGGCUCUGCUUCCUUUCUCAGGGCAGUUGUUACCAGUGGAAUGUUCUUCCCUUCGGCCUAUGCACGGCACCAAGGGUGUUCACCAAGCUCAUGAAACCGGUCGUGGCUUACCUAAGAGCCCAAGGGAUCCGGUUAGUUAUUUACCUAGACGACAUUCUGCUCAUGGAUCAAUCUGCACGAUGCCUGUUGUGCUCCGUGCAGCUGGUACUCAACCUCCUCCGGUCCCUAGGCUUUGUCGUGAAUCAGGAGAAGUCUCAUUUAUCCCCAACUCAGAAACUUCGUUUUCUGGGAUUCGAGAUCUCAACAGCUCCCUUGGCAGUCGCUCUUCCCCUAGAGAAGGGCAUGGCCAUAUCCCGAGAACUCAAUAUCCUACUCAAGCCAAGGAUAUCUGCAAGGCAGUUAGCAAAAGUGAUUGGUCUUCUGAACGCAACAUCCCUCGCGGUGCUCGAAGCCCCACUUUAUCUCAGGUCACUGCAAUUCCUACUUCUUCAAACUUUGAAGCGGGGUUCCUACGAGAGCAUGACUACACUCUCCUCGGAAGCCAGAAGGGACCUCUCGUGGUGGAGCAAGGUGCUCCUCACCUGCCCCAGUCGACGUUGGUGCGAAAUCCCAGUUGUACAGGUGAUUCAGACAGACAGUUCCCUACAGGGCUGGGGGGCCAGCUCGAACGGACAAGUAGUGGGCCAUCAGUGGACCGCAGAGCAGACUCAGCUUCACAUAAACGAGCUAGAACUGCUGGCAGCCUUUUUAGGGCUCAAAGCUCUAGCAAAAGACGGCUGUCGCAGCAAUCAAUCGUAUGGGGAGCACUCGUUCUAUGCGUCUCAAUCGGACCGCCCUCCAGCUGUGGUCUUGGUGCCUGGACAAGGGUCUCACAGUGCAAGCGCAGCACAUUCCCGGGGUUUUGAAUGUGGUGGCGGACCAGGCGUCCCGAUUCCGGUUCGACAGCAGCAGCUGGAAGCUACAUCAGUCUGUCUUCCAACGGAUCAACCGGCUUUGGGGACCAAUCAGGAUGGAUCUGUUCGCCGAUCUGUCCAAUUACCAGGUACCCCAAUACUUCAGUUGGAAACCGGACCCGGGGGCCACGGGCGUGGAUGCUUUCAGCCAACAUUGGGCAAGUCCAGGUCUCUAUGCCUUCCCUCCAUUCAGCAUGGUGAAUCGCUGCCUUCGGAAGAUGUGCGAGUCAAAGUGCUCCCUCAUACUGGUAGCCCCAAUCUGGCCGUCCCAGCCUUGGUACCCGUCCCUUCUGCGCUUCGCUUGCCAGGAACCUCGGGUUCUACCAGCCAUCCGAGACCUGCUGCGGAAUGCAAGAGGCACGACCCACCCACUUUUAGAUCAGGGUCUACGUCUAGCGGUCUGGAAUCUAACCAGCAAUCAGGCUCUCAUUCAGGCCUUUCAGGAGCAGCUUCAGAGCUCAUUGCAGCCUCAUGGCGCAGGGGCACAAGGCUUGUGUAUGACUCCUGCUGGCGAAAGUGGGAUGGCUGGUGCAAUGAACGGGCGGUCAAUCCAUUUUCUCCCCCUUUAACCCAAGUCCUCAAUUUCCUCGCCCACCUCCAUUCGGAUGAACACCUCGCCUACAGAACAAUUAAUUGCUAUCGCUCGGCUUUGUCUCAGACAAUUGGAACUUGUGAGGGUUAUCCACUGGGGGAGCAUCCAGCAGUAUCCAGGCUACUUCGAGGUGUCUUCAACCUCAACCCCCCUCGCCCCAGAUACUCAACUACUUGGCCCGUAGAAACAGUGACCACAUAUAUCGCUUCCCUCGGACCGAAUAAUUGCCUCCCCUUGCGUCUUCUCACCUACAAGCUGGCUAUGCUUCUAGCCCUGUCCACCGCAGGCCGUUCAGCAGACCUACGUCUGCUGUCUCUGAAGAGUGUUAAACGUCAGUUAGCCGGCUGGGAACUGACGCUUGACGGUUUACGGAAGUCAACUAGAGCUUCAAGUGACUGGCCAUCGGUCUUUGUUCCAGCUCUCCCACAGGAGCCACUUCUCUGUCCAGUGCUAUGCCUUGAAUCCUAUAUUGAGCGGACCCUCCCUCUCCGAGGGGAUUGUUCACAGAUCCUCUUGACAACUCAGAAGCCCUUCAGGCCAGCCUCUCGCGAUACUGUAGCAAAUUGGCUGCGGCGCAUGUUAGGUUCAGCAGGCAUUGACACUUCAGUGUUCAAAGCACACUCCACUAGAGGGGCCGCGACUUCCAAGGCACAGAAGGAGGGGGUCUCCAUCCCGGAAAUCCUUAAGGUUGCCGACUGGUCGUCAGACACUACGUUCAACCGUUUUUACAGACGUAACUUGUGCUCGAGUACAUCUUUUGGGGUGCAAGUACUGUCGCGGGUGUGCACAAGGCUUUGAACCAGCAGUUGUAAACCCUGAUAGUAAGUGGCGACAGAUACAGAAGUAUAAUUACCAGUUCUAGCGAAUGGUACUUACCUGAAGUUAGAACAGGAAUUAUACGAUGUAUAGGGAGACACUUACUAUCAGGGUGUGAGCCCGCCCUUAACACCAGGAUCCCACCCUGGGUCUCUUUCCCUGCCUAUCCCAUGAUAUUCACGACUGCUAUCAUCACUUUGUUUUGUCU